CGCAGAUUAUCGCUUCGUAUAGGAAAACACCAGAGCUCGUGUGAUAGGGAAGACACUUAAAUACAAGGAAGGGGAGAAACGCCAACAAUGGGACGUUUUACUCGGAAAAAUCCCUCAAAUCCAUGGCAGGAGCUCAUCUUGUAACAUGUGGUCAGUUUUAAAUUUGAAUGGGGAGGAAUUAUAUACAACCGAUAACAAUCCCCUUUUAAAUUACCCCUCUCUCGAAAUUUGUGUAUUUACACAUACUUAGUGGAGGUACGCUAAUUUCACUAGCGGAUUCUUAUAAUUUUAAAUUCAAGAUGUGUUGAUCAAGAGAGUGCGUUAAAAUGAGCAAACACCGUCGUCAGUGUGAAACACAAUGGGACCAAUCAGUAAUUAUACAUUUUGGAUUUACAUAGCUAUUUAAACUCUUUAAUGAUCAAUGAUAUUGGGAAAAAUAUUUGCAUACAUAUAAAAGACGAAAUCUCCCUUUGGAAGUAUAUAAGAGGAAAUCCAAUGGCGUGCUGAUGUUGUGUGUAUAUAUUGUAAAUUUUAACGUCCAUGUGUAACCUAAACGUCUUCUUGCUUUUUUUGUGUGUUUUUGUCUUGUGUAGCCCAGUUUCUGUGUCAAAUGUAACUAAAUCACUUAAGAUUUCGUUCCUGGCCUCUCGUACCUACUUUGGUGGACUAUUAUACGGGGGGGCCUUUUAUCGUGCCAUUGAUGAUAUCAACAAGGAUGACCGUCUUUUACCCGGCUAUGUUUUGGAGCCGAUAUUUGCCGACACACAUUCGGAUAUUUUACAGACGGUGGGGUACAUGACAGAUCAUAAGAUUAAUGGUACCCUUGGUUUCAUUGGUCCAGAGGGGGCCUGUGGAAUCGCGGCCACCAAUGCUGCAGCCUGGAACAUGCCCAUGGUGGUAUAUAGAUGUCACGACUCUGAGUUAGCAGAGGAUCCUCAGUUAGAAAGAAGAAUCCGCCAGACAUUUGUAAGAACUGAACCAUCAACAUCCAAAGUCUCCAAGUCCAUAACCUCCUUACUACGCCAUUUCAACUGGCGCAAAAUCAGCCUCGUUCUGGGUAACAGAACAGUAUGGAACCAGACGGCAGAAGAUCUCAAAUCCUUAUUGAGGGAAAAUGAUAUCGAAAUCCGUAAAGAAGUUCUCUUUCAAGAGCCUUAUACCAAUAAACUAGAUAUGUCAGAAUACGUUCAUGCCACCGUCAUGUCAACACGAAUUUACGUUUUCCUUGGUGACUAUCAUGCUCUCAUAGACUUUGUCCGAAGUUUGGACAAACAACCAAAAGACAACGGAGAUUUUGCAGUCAUUACAGUUUUGGAUGAACAACCAACCUCAAAGCUUAAACACUUUUUGAAAACCCCGUAUGAGACAGAACUGAAGGAUGAACACUGGCAGGCCUUCCGCAAUGUUCUGGUUAUAUCCCCUCGUUCUCCCAGUAACCCGGAUUGGGACAAAUUUAUCGACGAUGUGCGCAUGCGUAACAUGGAGCCACCAAUUAGCCUGCCUCGCCCGCCACCUUUAUUAAACAUUACGAUUCAGCAGGUUGUUCCAAUUCACGCUGCCCAUUUGUACGAUGCCGUUAUGGUGUUGGCACGCGCUCUGGAUUCUGUUAUAUCAAACAAUGAAAGUAGCCUCAAAAACGGUAGAUCCAUUGUUUCAAACAUCCAGAAAGCUUCUUUUAAAAGUAUCCAAGGUUUUGAUGUUUACGUGGACGAAACAGGUGAGUCAGAAGGGAACUACUCACUUUUGUCCUUGACUUUGCCAGCUGAAGGUCAACCUUUUCUUGGUCCUGUCGGCUGUUUCAACAGAUACUCUAAUGAUCUUGGAGUGCCCGAGUUUGUACUAAAUAAAGAAAUGAAAUGGACAGAGGUUCUUAGAGAUGAGCCGCCUUGUGGAUUCGACGAAGAGAAAUGCCAAUACGAAACUGACUGGAGGCUAGCCACCAUAUGCAGUGUGAUAGCGGCAGCUGUCUGUGUUGGAAUGGUAUUUAUCUGCAGACACUACUUAUACGAACAAAAGAUAGCAAGGCUUCUUUGGAAACUAGAAUACAGAGAUCUUAUGUUCAUAGACAACGUUGAAGAAGUCAUCUCUCCGGCCAAACGAAAGAAGCGAAGUAGUGAAUAUUUCCCAAGUCUGUUCCCUAAAUAUUAUAGUUACUUAAUGGGUCUAUCACGAAGCGAUCUAAUAAAGAGAAAGUCACAAACAUCCUGGAGGUUCCUCAUCGAUGGUGAUGAAUCAGGGAGAUCAACACUUUUAGGUACCACAAAGUCUGACUCAGGAAGGUCAUUUUUCGGCAACAACAAGGCAGACAAGAAGAACAGUUCCCGUGGUUCAGUGGCUACACAUCCUGUUAAAGUGGGCUCCUACAAAGGGACCGUGGUCUCCAUCAAGAUACUGACCAGGAAGAACCUAGAUAUGAACAAGUCACUGAAGAAACAGCUGUACAUCAGAAAAGAACUCACCCAUGAUAACAUCAACAAGUUCAUAGGGGUCUGUGUGGAAUCCCCACAUCUUUAUAUAGUAACACAGUACUGUGCCAGGGGAAGCCUCAAGGAUAUUUUGAAAAAUGAGGACAUAUAUCUGGACGAUAUGUUCAUUGCAUCGCUCGUGGCUGAUUUAAUUAAGGGAAUGAUCUUUAUUCAUGAGAGUGAAAUUGGGUUCCAUGGAAACCUUAAAUCGUCCACGUGUUUGGUGGACAGUCGAUGGGUGCUCCAAAUCGCAGAUUUUGGUCUGCAGCAGUUGUUUAGCAAAGAAAUGAAUACCAAAGGGGAUACAGAAAGACAGUAUGAUGAAUUGCUAUGGACUGCACCAGAAUUGCUGCGUUCAAAAAAUGCUCACACGUAUGGAACUCAAAAAGGGGAUACCUACUCUUUCGCCAUCAUCCUGUAUGAAAUACACGGACGAGAAGGUCCAUGGGGAAAUACGAAGUACACGCCGGCAGAAAUCGUGAACCACGUGAUCCGUGACGCAGACGAGACCCCCUUUCGUCCUGACAUAACCCGGUUGUCAUGUGAAGACUUUAUUAAACAGUGUAUCACGGAAUGUUGGCACGAGGCCCCCGACUUCAGACCAGACUUUAAGUACAUCAGAGUCCGCCUGAAACCCAUGCAGCAGGGAUUAAAACCAAAUAUAUUUGAUAACAUGUUGGCCAUCAUGGAGAAGUAUGCAAACAACCUUGAAGCUCUGGUAGCAGAGAGAACUGAGCAGCUGUCGGAAGAAAAACAGAUGACGGAGAAUCUUCUAUACCGAAUGUUACCAAGGCCAAUAGCUAACAAGCUGAAGAGGGGUCAUUACGUAAAUCCCGAGUGUUACGACAGUGUAACCAUGUAUUUCAGUGAUAUUGUGGGCUUCACCGCCCUGUCCGCGGAGAGCACACCCAUGCAGAUUAUUGACAUGCUGAAUGAACUGUACACUUGCUUUGAUUCAAUCAUUGCUCAUUAUGACGUCUACAAAGUGGAGACAAUCGGUGAUGCUUACUUAGUUGUCAGUGGACUUCCGAUACGUAAUGGUGAUAACCAUGCAGGGGAGAUUGCAUCAAUGUCACUUAAACUCUUGUCAGCUAUAUUGUCCUUUAAAAUAAAACACAGGCCUGAUGAUACAUUAAAAUUACGUAUUGGUAUACAUUCAGGUCCAGUAGUAGCAGGUGUUGUUGGACUGCGCAUGCCCCGUUAUACAUUAUUUGGAGACACAGUAAACACUGCAUCUCGUAUGGAAACCAAUGGACUACCUUUGAAGAUUCAUUGUAGCAGUCAGUUUAAGGCGAUUUUGGAUAAGUUAGGAGGAUAUACUCUGUCAGAAAGAGGAUUCGUCAGCAUGAAGGGAAAAGGGGAUCAGUUCACUUACUUUUUGGAGUCUCAGGACGAAUCUUAUCGGAUCAAACGACUAGAAUCAAUGGAAAGAGCGACAAGUUUCUCGAAGAAACCCACAGUGAAUGUUGUUGCUUGUCGUAAAUGUAGUGGACAAGUUUGUGAUUCCUUCUCACUUGACAAUACCUAUGAGAAAUGUAAUGGAUACUCUGAUUAUUGUAGUGACUGCCUCAGGGACAGCAUGCCAAAGUUUGUGUCUGAACAGAACACCGAGUGCAAUGUUGGAUCUUAUGAGGACGACUUUCGGCAGAACCUGGAAAAUAAUAAUACUCGAUCUCAUUCCGAGACCUGCGAACUUUGGCGGGAAAGUGAAGUGCAAAUGCCAUUGAUGGACAGUAAUGGUGACUUGGGUUUUUAUAGACCCGGGGUUCUAUCAGAUGAAAGUGUAUUAUGAUCCUUAUAAUUUGUUGGCUUCUUACUUAAUAAAAGAUCAUAAUGACAUAUAUAAUAAGGAAAGAUGUGUGACAUACAUAUUAAGGAAAGAUACGUGAAAGAAAAAUCGAUAGUAUUUUGGUGUCCAAAUGUUAUAGAAAUGCAUUUCAAUGAGUAUUUUUAAUGUGAAAUCCAAUCAAACGUGACAGUAAUGAAUAAAUCUAGAAUGAUGUUGCAUGCAAUAGUUUUAUGCUGUUUGUGAUAAGGAAAUGAAUUCUAUUGUGUCUAAAUAAUUUCAUUUUCUAUGUGAAGUUAAAUUUAUCUCUUUUUAUCAUACCUAGAAUGGCUGGGUUUACUAUGAUGAAAUUAAAAGUUACUAAUGCUGGUAUAAUAGGAGUAAGAAUCUGAUGUAUCUUGCAGAAUGUUUAACAUGGUAUAUUUAUUACUAUUACUUUAUUAAUUAUUAUUAUUUUAGAAGUUUCAAAAAUUACAAUUGUUUGAAAGUGGACGAAUUGUUAUUGUCUUGUUGCAUUAAAUUUUAUUUCUGUCCAACUGCUUAAGUUUUAUAAUUGAUUUGUCAUAUGCAUUUAUUAUUAUGUAUUGUAAAAGAUGUACAGCAUGUAACAAA
Saccostrea cuccullata (small rock oyster) is the source of this 4863-nucleotide messenger RNA. Its product is annotated as guanylate cyclase 32E-like. Gene Ontology annotation, molecular function: peptide receptor activity; ATP binding; protein kinase activity. Gene Ontology annotation, cellular component: plasma membrane. The record is from RefSeq and is a predicted model, not a curated record. Bases 541 to 4257 code for a protein of 1238 amino acids. Lineage: Eukaryota; Metazoa; Mollusca; Bivalvia; Ostreida; Ostreidae. Gene Ontology annotation, biological process: intracellular signal transduction; cGMP biosynthetic process; receptor guanylyl cyclase signaling pathway. The transcript has 21 exons.